UCACUGUUUAUUUUGUGAUGCUGAGGUGCAGUAGCUUUUAUAUCUAGGCUGGAAAUGUCUUCAGAUGUUUGCCAGUUGUUAGCUUUGACCAUUUACACUUGGACACUGGAUUGGUUUCAAACAACUCACUCUUUCUAGUUUCUCUUUCUGUUUCUGUCUUGUUCUCUUCUAUCUUUCAUUCAAUGCCUUAAUAAUGGAUCUAAAUAAUCUACCUCAAAUUGUACCUUCUGUGAAAACUCUAACUUUCAAUGCUAUGAAAUACAAUGAACAAUAUACUGGUUUAGAUGUCAAACAGCAAAACCAGGUGCUGGAAAGUGAUCAGCAGUUUGAUUGCCAGGUUGAUAAUAUGACUAAGGCUCUUUUGGCAGCCCAGAAUGGUAAUAGUCAAGAGUUUGAUAGACUUUACCUGUGUCAGCCGAAUAUCUUAGAUGCUCAUGAUUCAGUUGGCCAGACUACUCUCCACUUGGCUGCAGCACAUUCUCAUAUCUCCAUAAUGGCAUAUAUCCUUGGACUUGGUGGUGAUAUCAAUAAACAAGAAAAUAAUGGCGAUACAGCACUUCACAUUGCAGUGAAGAUGAGACAAAAUCUCAGUGUUGACUUCUUGCUUUGUCACAGUGCUGAUACAACAAUCUUAAACAAUUGUCAUAUGGCACCACUUCAUAUAGCUGCUGAUAUGAAAGCCAUUAAUAUCUUGCAGACAUUACUGGAAUAUGAUGUUGACCCCAAUUUAAAAGGUCAUCGAAGCUGGACUCCUUUACAUUAUUCAGUAAACAAAGAUCAUUUAGCUGCUGUAAUCUGUCUGUUUCAGAGUGGAGGAGAUUUCUCUAUUGCCAAUGAUAACGAUGUUACUCCAAUGCAACUUGCCGCACAACAAUCAGCCAAUAAUACUUUAGAGUACUUGAAAAAGAAUGCUCCAAUUGGAUUAUACACAGCUUGUGACAUCAAAAACAUUGUGGAUAGCGAGACUAAUGUAAAUCUACGUGUUGCAAUCUGUAACAGUGACCGAAAGAGGGUUUUGAAAUUCCUACAAGCUGGCUGUCCAAUUGAUGACUUAGAGGAAGAUUUCUCUACUCCGGUUCAUUGUGCUUCAUCACAAGGCAAAGUGGAAAUUCUAGAAUAUAUGCAAAAAUACCAACCUGAAAAGUUCUCCUCUGCCAUUUCCAUGGCUGAUCUUCAUAAGAUGACACCACUACAUAGAGCUGCACAACUGAACCAAGCUGCUGCCGUGCACUUCCUACUUGAUAGGGGUGCUGACAUUAAUGCACUGGAUUCUCGUGGCCGAACUCCUUUACUUUUAGCUGCAAGUAAAGGACACUGGGAAAUGGUUCAGGUUUUAAUUAAAAGAGGUGCAAAUUUAUUAGUGAAAGAUGAAAGCUAUCGGAAUUUCCUUCACCUGGCAAUUGAAAAUGGAUCCCAUUUAAAUUUGUUUUGGAAUUCUUUGAGGAAACACAGUAAAGAUCUACUAAAUGAAAGAGACAUAAGUGGUUGGACACCUCUGCAUUAUGCUGCUAAAAUGGGUCAUUUAACUGCUAUUGAUGACUUAAUGAAACUAGGGGCUAUUGUUAAUUUGAAAAACAAUAAUGAACAGUCACCAUUUCACCUUGCAUCCAGAUAUGGUCGCUUUAACACAUGUGUGCGGCUCCUCACGGGUAAAGAUGGAUCUACAAUGUUAAAUGAGAUGGAUAACCUGAAUCAGACUGCUCUUCAUCUGGCUUCUCAGAAUGGUCAUACCAAGCUGGUAUCACUUUUGCUAAGGAAGGGUGCAGUAAUAUAUAAAGACAAUGAUGGUAACACGCCCCUUCAUUUAGCAGCAAAGAAUGGAUAUACACAAACUGCGCGACUACUUUUGGAUAUUUACCCCAAUAUCUUGGACUCUAAAAAUCUAAACAGAGAUACACCCCUUCAUGUCACUGCUGCUGAAGGGCAUGCAGCAAUGGUAAACGUUCUGUUAACUCUCAGAGCCAAACUUGAUUCCAAUAAUGAAGAGAAAACCUUUUUUGAUUACAUUAUUUAUAACAAACAUCAUGAUGCAGCAAUGACAGUAGUUUUACAUGAAAGAUGGGAGGAAUGUAUGGAGCUAUAUUCUGUGUUAUAUGGCUGGCCAAUGAUUGGCCUUGUUCGACAACUUCCUGAAGUUUGUAUGGCUGUCUUAGAUCGAUGCCAGACUUCUUCAAGUCAUCAACCAAAGAGCUAUCAUUUUUAUAUUGAAUUUAACUUCAAACACAUGCAACAUCCAGCAAUUUACCACAAGAAGAAGCCAGCCCAGAAAGAGAGCUUUGGGCCUUUAUCCUGCUUAGUCAUGAUGGCAAAACUUGGAAGAGAAGAUUUACUUUCACAUCCUGUUUGUGAAAACUUUCUUAAAAUGAAAUGGAAUGCAUAUGGCCGUUGGAUCUAUAUCUUCAAUCUUCUCCUGUACAUAAUCUUUCUUGGACUUCUAACCAAUUUUGUAACCACUCAUGAUUCAAUGAUGCAUUACGAUCCAGACUGCAGUUAUGCUCUAAAUCAUACUGUAAAAGUAUCAACAGUUUCUGCUGAUGAUGAAAAGACCAAAGAAGAAAUUGAUGCUUGUAGUUUCAAAGUAAUGCAGACAUUUGAGCUGUCCAUUUUUCACAGUAUCACAAUAUGGUUGAUAACAAUUUUCUGUAUCAUAAAUUUACUGAAAGAAAUUGUACAAAUUAUACAGCAGGGAAAGAGAUAUUUCCGUGAACCUAUAAACAUUUUGGAAUGGAUACUCUACACUUCCACAUGUGUGUUCAUUCUACCAUUUCUAUUUCGGUUGUCACUUCAUUUCCAGUGGGAAGCAGGUGCUUUGGCCAUUUUCUUUGCUUGGUUCAACCUUCUGGUAUUCUUACAAAGGAUUGAGAUCUUUGGUCUACAUGUGGUCAUGUGUCUUGAAGUGCUGAGAACUUUAAUCCAGGCACUAUGUAUCUACAGCAUUCUUUUCAUUGCCUUUGGUAUGGGUUUCUACGUUGUCAUGGCAAAAGAGGAAUCCCAUGCUCAUCGUAGUCCAGCCUUGUCUAUCUUAAGAGUUGGAAUGAUGAUUCUGGAACCAGAGUUUAUGGAUAAUUUCAAUGAGCCAUUUACAGACGACGAUCCAUACACAUUACAUUUCGGCAAUGUCAGUAUUCUAAUGUUGGCCAUGUUCAUGUUAUUCACACCCAUCAUGCUUAUGAAUUUGCUGAUCGGCCUGGCUGUUGGCAAUAUUGAUGCUGUCAUCAGAGAUGCACGAUUAAAAAGAUUGACAAUGCAGGUAGAAUUACAUGCCGAUUUGGAAAGCAAACUACCUCGCAGAUUUAUCCAGAAAGUCAAUAAAAUGAUUUAUCGCAUCUAUCCCAACAGACUGAAAAUUGUAAAUGAAGAUGCAGAUGCAGGGCAAUUGGAUGCUAAAUUAGCUAGUUUGGGCCGUUCAAUUGCACAGAAUGCUUACCUUUAUGAUGAAAUGCACCAACAAAAGAAAAGAUUGCGAGAUAUCACAAACAGCAUAAACAAACACUAUGAACUUCUUCGACUCAUUGUUCGCAAGAUGGACAUUAGCACAGAGGAUGACCACAAAGAUGAAGGUGUAGAUACAAGUGUGGAGAGUGACAGUGAAUCAGGGGUUGAUAACUCUCAUGUAGUCAAUGGAUGGUCAUCUGAUUUAGUUCGAAAUAAUUUGUUAAAACGAACGGCUGCUUUGUCUUACAAGCAGAACAAAAACAUGAAGAAACAAAACUGAUUUGUGAUUGGUGUUCAUUUGAAAAUUUCAAGGGUUAGCAUUGGAAAAUAUCUACCCUAAGACAUCUUGCAAACGAAAAUCAGGGAAUAUAGAGAAUUGAGCAGUCAAUUCUCUUAAAGAUGAUACUGAGAAAGAAAAUAUGAAUAAAUAAAAAUUAUUCAUUUAUUAAUUGUGCUACUUUAACAAAGAAGAGGGAAUAUAUAAAUUAUAUAGGAGAUAUAAUUAGAAAUAGAUGUUAGAGGUUGCUAUUUUGGGAGGGCUCACUACAAAGAGCUGAGUUAAAAUUUCAUGUUGAUCAGGUCUUUAAGUUUUGCCUGACCGUUUACUCAACAAAACAAAAGUUAAAGUACCAGUCAAUAUAAACUUUACAAUAAUUUGGAAUAGAAACAUGCUAAGACUAAUCAUGAAUAAAUCUAACUGAUCAUCAUUUUCAUCUAUUAUUUCAUUCACACAAAAAGAAGCAUCCUAAGGAUAUAAAUCAAAUCCAGUACCAGACAGGGGCUUUAUUUUAUUUACCUCAGAAUGAAAGGCGAAGUAAACCUCAGUAGUAUUAGAACACGGGAAACAAAGGAAUAUAAUUACUGUAGUGUUGCUAUUAGUAUUUAGACACUAAAACAUAAUCCGUAAUUAUUUGAAGAGGGAUUGUGCUAAUGUCACUUUCAUAGAAGGCCUGGGAUGGCUAUGGACAGAACUCAUUUAUCAAACUAGACCUUUAAAAUUACUUUAAUGACUGGAAUAAAAUUUUAAGGAAACCA
Molecule: messenger RNA, 4470 nt
Organism: Octopus sinensis (East Asian common octopus)
Lineage: Eukaryota; Metazoa; Mollusca; Cephalopoda; Octopoda; Octopodidae
Product: transient receptor potential cation channel subfamily A member 1-like
Exons: 27
Coding region: 194-3715 (1173 amino acids)
Biological process (GO): monoatomic ion transport; transmembrane transport
Cellular component (GO): membrane
Molecular function (GO): monoatomic ion channel activity; protein binding
Source: RefSeq, a predicted model, not a curated record